UCUGAAAAGCAAAGCAAGUGCUGUAAGUGAAUUAUUCUUGCAUUUUGGUGUUUAUUGGUAAAUUUAUGGGAGUCCUGGCAAACAAUCUACUUUACAUCAUACUUAGAAAUAUAAUCCUUCAGUUUGUACAUACUGAUGGGUCUACAACUCAAAUUCUGGGGAGGAGGGAAUAGAUACAAUAACGUCAAAUGUAUCAGACAUCUACAUUCAAGAGACGAAGCAACUGAAGAUUGAGUAAUGCAAUGUUUUGCAUUUGUAGCAAUAGGCUACAGUUUCCUAUGAAAUGACCCAUCUCUGUCAGUUCAUAGAGAAGCUAAAUGUUGCAAGCAUCUCUUGAUAGGUGGAAGCACAAAACAUUCUCCUUGCUUGGGCUCCUGUUUUGCUACUGCUUUGACCACUAAGGAAGUUAUGUCCUCCUUCUUGCAUCUAAAAGUUCUCCCAAGGCCAAAAGCAGAUACAGUACUGGGACAGCACGAAGCUGAGGGACUGCUCCUGAUGUUGCCUUUCCUUGUGCCAGAGCCCUGGAAAGCCAGUCUGGCAGCAGAUAUAUUUCAUCAGCUAUUGCUGUGGUUAGAUGUGCAGUUAGAUGUGUUCAAAGAGGUACAACUUCCCAUCCCACUUCAUACUUUUUAAGACUUUUAUCUCAGUGCUCAGUCAAACCCUCUGCCUCUUUCUCCUUUCCCUUCCCAUGGCAAAUCUGACCUGGUUUGAGAUUUUAGGAAAUAGCAAAAUUGAUUUUAGCCUCCACUGAGGUUCAGCCAGAUCUGGCUCUGGGGCUCCACAUCACUUAUUCCAUUCUCAUGGCAUCAGAGGAGAGGACCUGGCAAAUUGCAGCAAGGAAGGGUGACAGGCACUCCAGAUUAAGUCCUUCCUCCAGAAUUAAUAGGUCUGAAACAAUAGCUGUUAAUCUUCUUUAAAGACCUGGAGUGAAGCAGGAGCAAAACAGCUUGCUUAUCAUUUAAGUGAUAUUCUGGUCAUGUUCCAAGUGAUAUACUCUAGAAGAAAAGAAUUCACGCCCGCUGAAAACUUUGAGGACCUGAAAUCAGUUUCUAGACUGCAGAAUAUGACACAGAGGCAGUUGCCAGACUGAUCAGUUCAAUUCAAUCCAAUAUUAGAAGUAUUUCAGGACUACAUGACAAUCUCAGAUAAUAACAGGAGUCACAACUAAUUGACAGUUGAAGAAAUGUAAUAGUUAAUUCAUUAGUGUUCUCUCUUAGCUCCUCAUACUUACAGUGCUGAAAACAAGGAGAGUUGGGUAUUCUGGUUCUGGGUUGAAUGCAAUAGCUCAGCUUUCAAGAGAAAUCAAGUUGGCAAUUUCAGAGUACUCAUUUUAUGCUUGAUCUUUUACUUUUGUUUGAGAAUCCAACCAUUCUCUCUUCUGGGGAGGCAACAUUCAUGACCAGAGACUAGUGAGCAGCACAUUCAUCUUUCUAAGGAUCAGAACAUGAAAGAUAUCUAGCCUGGAUGAAGGCAGAAGUACAAGCUUGUCUUGCCAUGACAGGCAAAGCGUGUUUUCACUGUCUGUGGUAUCUAUUUUUCAAUUUGUAUAGGACUGUUCAACUUUUCUUCCAUAAUUUGCAGGUGUAUGAAACUGUCCAUGUCAAGAUUAAUUAUUUCAAGGAAUCGCUGCAAGCAUUAGUGUUUACUGUUUAUUCUUAUAAACAAUAGAAAUUUAUAAAUCCCAGUGCAAAACCUAAUCCUGUAUCUGUAUAAAUGAAAACUGCUGUCCUACAUGUUUUAUGUUCUGCGAACAGCAAGUAAUACCAUCCCCUUUCAGCCACGAGGUUCCUGUGAUGGUAUCUUUGUCGUAGGCAGGGUGAUUAAUGCUGUACCUAUACUCUCCAGGAACAGAGGGACUUUGGAGGAUCUAACAAUUGGGAACUAGCAUUAAAUAAUUUGAAAUCUGUUAAAAUUAGAAGGAAGGGGAAAAGAAGAAGAAAGUGAGAUGAAUCUGGGUAAACAUCACAGAGUAGAAUUAAUGACAAGCAGGCAGGCAACAGGACCCAGCUGAAUCCCAGCCUCUGGAUCUCUAGCUCAUCACAUGCUGCUGGAAACCACCAGAGGAACACAGGGGAAAGAGGAUGAAGUCAUUGUCCCAUACACAUUUCAGCUGAUUGCAGGAGCACUCAGACAAAAUCAGCUUGGAGAGAAAGAAAGAUGUGUUAAAGAGUGUAUUGUCUUGACAGAGCUAUAAGUAGCCUAUUUCUGAAGAAUGGCACUGAGCGACCUCCUUUACCCAGAUAACCCCAAGAGAAGGCAAGAAUUGAUCCAUCUGCACCAGGAAUUGCUCGACUGCAUGUCCACAAAUUUCUGUGCAACAAAUGAACUAGCUAGAGUGCUGAAUGAACACCUGGGCUGUACCAUUACCCACAUUCAGAUGAGAGAGAGCAGCACUGUCAAGGAAAACUGUGACAUUAUCAUUCAAGCGAUGAGUGAGAUUCAGUGUCAGGUACAGAAGAUUGAUAGUGACAUGAGAGAAAAGCUAGAGCCUGUGUUGUACCAGAAGCUGUAUGACAUCAAAGAGCCUGAGCUGGAGAAAAUUGCAAUAGCCCAUAAAGUUUUUUCCAUUAUUCUUGGAGAGGCAACUUCAACAGCUGGGAUGGUAGCUAUCAAACUUCUUGGGUCCAGUCUUAUAACUCUCACUGUGAGCAAGCUCGUCAGUCUCCUUGCACAGAUCGGGGCAUCUGUUCUUGGAGGAAUCAGCAUCACCAUUCUUGGGCUUGGCAUUGAAAUGAUCCUCCACGCCAUCCUGGGAGCUGUGGAGAGGAAUCAGCUUCUGACAGCUGUGAGAAGCUACGAGAAGCACCUGGCUGAGUUUAAAGCUGCCUCAGAAAAAUACCAGCGCAUCAUACGUGAAGUGACUUCUUUGGUGAGACAGCAGGUUCAGUGAAUUGGAGUUCUCUCCCCUGCUGUGACAGUGGCUGCAGUGAGUAUGCCUGCAGAAACCUUUUUGAUUCAUUAUGAUAAAUAAACUACCAAUGGCUUUUUUUCUUAUUAGUGGCAGCAGAACAAGAGAUGUGACAGAACAGGGAAUUGGCACCAAAAUAUAUUAAUAGGGAAGUGGUUUAUAGGUGCUUCUGGGAGGCAACGCUUCAAAUACUUCGCAGCUUUCCUUCAGCUGUUUUCUGGAAUAUAUUGUAGAUAACUUUGAACUGCAGUUCCUGCUACUGAUAAUAAUAUUCACUGCUGGAGCAAUAGGGGUGAGGUGUGACUUUUUUCUUACUGUGUUUCUAUAUCAAAGAUGACAACAUGAUGGGAGAAAACAAUUUCAAUAAGCCAGUCCAUGUCAUUUGGAGGGCUCAUCAGGACAGCUGUGGUUGCUCAAAUCUUAGUGUGGAUUAGUGCUAAAUCUGGUAGACUGAAUUCCCUGUUCACUGAACUGCUUACAAGGACUAGCUGAAGCAUAUUCAACUGCUAUUUUCUGUCCCAUCCCUGCCUAGGGAGACAGCUAGAGAUCUUUAAAUAAACUCUAAUCCCAGUAGAUUAGCAGGUAAGAGAAGCAUAGGCCUACAGGCAAACACACACAACAUUGCCCCACAACAGAGAGAAACCAGCUGUAGUGUUCCAGGCAUGCCUGGCUGUGAAUAACCUCUUGUGCUCAGUAAUACCCCACUCCUGUCAACACACAGGUAAAUAUUUCUGUGCGCAGUUGCUGAUCUGUUGAUUGAAAUGGGAUUAUACACGUGUACAAGCAUCUAUAGGAUUGUAGCCCUCUAAUACACUAAAUUUAUUUCCAUGUGCUUUACCUGAUCCCAUUAAUGAGGAACUGCCAGGAGUGUGCUCAGAUUCUGCAUUUCACAAUAUGCUACCAAAUAUCCUUAUUUUUCAGAUUUUAAAAACAAAGCUGGAAGUAAGAACAUGAUUUGCAGUCUCUUGCUCUGCCUUUCUGUGGUUUGCUUUUUGUGCUUUGAUCUUUGGGGGAAAAAAAAAAAAGGUGAUUUAAGAAUUAAUAAAAAUGUACCUGAAUAUUGUAAGACCUCUCUUUCCUGAACUUGGUUUGUUUUUUUUUUUUUGUUUUUUUGUUGCUGUCUGAAAACCCAAUCUUAAACCAAAUAAUGAAAAAAUAUUAAAA
Tyto alba (common barn owl) is the source of this 4072-nucleotide messenger RNA. RefSeq names its product single-pass membrane protein with coiled-coil domains 3 (gene SMCO3). Bases 2213 to 2890 code for a protein of 225 amino acids. The transcript is spliced from 3 exons. The record is from RefSeq and is a predicted model, not a curated record. NCBI's taxonomy places the organism in Eukaryota, Metazoa, Chordata, Aves, Strigiformes, Tytonidae.